UCAGGCUUGGUUAAGGGUUAGUGUUAGUGUUAGGUUGGGGUUUUUGUAUCAUGUGGAGGCACAGUGGGAUAAUGGUCAGCGGGGGAUUCAGACCUUGAGCUAAGGGGUGGGUUUGCUUGCCCUGCUGGCUUUUCUUCCUUCUGUGAUUUCUUCGUUUUCUUACCCAAAAUAAGGAAAGGGGGGCUCCCCGGGCCCCUCAUCUAGAUCCGCCACUGUCACUUGCCUUUUUUUGUUCCAUUUGGAAAUAAUGUAUGAAAAUAAAAACUCGUGAGACCGUAACUACUUCAAUUAGGCGAAAUCCAGUUUGAUACAGUCUGAGAGAGUUUCAAACCAUUUAUUUCGAGCUUGUAUGGUGUUUUGGGCUGAUGAUAUAAUAAACGAAUAAGAAUACAUUUGCGUCUGAAGAAUUCGGCUUUGCGGGUUAGAGAGAAAUUAGGUAAUUGAGGCACAGGAUUGCGUUAUUGCUAUUUACACACUGUCAACAAAAAAAUGGUUUCCGCUUAUGAGGCUUCAUUUUAGAGAAUCUUCGCCAGAUUCUAACACGAAAUUGUACCGCUUGCUUCUAAUUUCAUUCACUUCUCCCGCUUCCAGUUGUAACAGAAAGGAGUCGUUCUCUUAGGAGCGCGCCACAACACGCUUUCUAUAGUCUCAAGGGAUUAAGUUGUUUACCAGCUUUUUAUCAAAUUAUGCAAAAUGGAGGCUGGUGGUUCAGUUGGCUCAAAUCUAUCUCACCUUUUGAUGACUUUGGGAUCAGUGGCGUUGUUCCUCUUGUUGUUAUACUGGUGCGGGACUUAUCGAUUUUCCGUGCUUAAAAAGCUUGGUUUGCCUGGUCCAAAACCAUGGCCGUUCUUGGGAAACGUCCUCGAGUUGAUUACAUUCGGCGGCCUUCACGCCAUGUUGUACGAAAACAUGAAGAGAUAUGGCAAGAUCUAUGCCGUUUGCUUGGGUCGAUUGCCCACUAUUGUCAUCACUGAGCCAGAAGUCUUGAAAAAGAUCUUAGUGAAAGAAUUCUCGAGCUUUAGGAACCGUUCCGAUGCGGUGAAACCACCUCCGCCGCUAAACUGCGGCCUGUUGGCGGCCAAAAAUGAACAAUGGAAGCGAAUUCGCAGCAUCUUGUCGCCUUCGUACACUUCUGGUAAGAUGAAACAGAUGAUUCCACUCAUGGAGGAUGCAGUGAAUGUGUUAAUGAGGAAAUUAGAAGACGUCGCUGACACAGAGCGGAGUGUGGACAUGUUGGAUCUAUUCAGCCAGAUGACCCUUGACGUGAUUUUGUCAACUGCGUUUGGACUCAAAACGAAUAUUCAAACAGAUCCUCACAGUCCCGUCACUAAAGAGGCCGAACGGUUAUUCCAGAGGGUCUGGCUCUCGCCUUAUCUCCAGAUAUUCCCCUGUAGUGCUUUCAUCCGUAGAACAAUAGCAUACUUUCGGCAAGGUGUUGCAUUCUUUGUGCGCGCUGCUACAGAGAUUGUGGAAGAGCGGAGGAAACAUGAGAGCAAGGGAAGGAACGAUCUACUUCAGCUUAUCUUAGCGGCUCACGAAGAACCUGCAGUUCAAGGGAUCAGUAAGCUCUCUGACGACGAGCUCAAAGCGCAGUUGAUUACGUUUCUGUUGGCGGGUUUUCAGACCUCCAGUAGCACGCUUGCGUUCACUGCUUAUCAUCUUGCCAUGGACGCGGAUGUACAAGAAAGAUUGCGUUGUGAAGUGGAGAUCGCUGUACAGACAUAUCACGAGCUGCCUUUGUAUGAUCUGGUGCACGAAAUUGAGUAUCUCGACUGCAUCAUGAACGAAUCGAUGCGAUUGUGUCCUCCUUUUCAUUUGUUUAAUCGUAAUUGCGAAGAAACGUGCGAAAUAACCCCGGAGCUCACGAUACCCGCCGGAAUGGAGGUUACCGUACCGAUUUACGCGCUUCACCAUGACCCCGAGGCCUGGCCCGACCCGGAGGUUUAUGACCCGGAGAGGUUCCGGGGCCCCGCAAAAGACACUCGACACCCCUUCCAGUUCCUACCGUUUGGUGCCGGGCCAAGGAACUGCAUCGGCAUGAAAUACGCCAUGAUGGAAAUCAAGGUCGCCUUGGUCAGAAUAUUGAGGAAGUUUAAGUUUGUUCGAUCACCCGAGACUCAAGUGCCGUUAGUUUUACAGUCAGGAAUAACCCUUCGCCCCAGAGACGGGAUAUAUUUAAGAGUUAAGCGAGUCAAGAGCCUAAUGUGAAGGACACCUUCUUAAGAUGUGAUAUCAUUUAGCCUGCGUAUAGCAGACGGUUCUUUUCCAUUUUCCAGGCGGAGAGAUCGAGCAACCGACCGAGAAGACGAGUACGCCUGAGCUGGGCUGAGCAAAGUGGGAGGGGUUUUUUUGGCCGACUGAAUAACGACCUCUCGCGGGAAAACAAUCAAAUUGUCAGUGGUAUGAGGCAAAGUGAAAAGCAGCCCUGCGAGGGGAAACUCCUUGUCAUAAAAGAUGCUCCUAUUAAGCUGGCAUCCAAGCUAGCUAUAACUAAGACUUUAGUGGCAGAGGUACGAAUUCACGACCCAUGGCUUCGUAGCUAAGUUAAGCUAAUACAGUUGAAGAAUCCCGUUAAUCCGGUCACCAACGGGCUACAAAAAUCUGGCCUUAUUAACCAGGCGGUUCUUUAAAUAAGACAAUUACUGACUGAGCUUUUGUUCCGGCCAGAAUAAAGCGGCCGUAAUAACGAGGUGGCCGAAUGAACGGAAUUGCCGUAUAAAGGCGAGCUACCAUUGCAUUGCAUUUCAUGAGCCGAGAGAGAAACAACACUGAACAUGUUUCCAAUUUUACGCCGAAGAUUAUUUUCUGCCCUUGUCAGAAAUAACAAAGUCUAAGAAAGUUAAAUCUUGAAAACCCCUGUUAGCUUUAUUAGACUUUCAGAUAUGGAAACGAAGGUCAAACUUUUCGACCUCAGCUCUAGAUGACUUGACGAAGACCCAUCGAGUCAUGAUCUAGGUAUCCGUGAAGCAUACUGGCUUUGUUCAACAACAUAAAAGAUAUUUGUAAUUCUCUGUUUAUUGGGUAAACACCCUACCACAUUUGGGGUAAGUAGCCUCUGAUAACCAGAAGAUAGGGCAGAAGAACGUGACAGUUCUGCAACUCGGCUUUUAACCAAUGGACAUUUCUAAAUAUCUACAUUUUUAACUCAAGAGAAAACAGAAACUGCAUUCUGUAGUUUGACUUUCAAUGGCUGCCUCCAUAAUCCAUUGUUCGGAGAGGAUUUACCGUUUUUCAGUCAUUCUUCGUUUAACCAUAUUUUAAGAUUUUGAUACUUUUUCUAAAGCCAACACUGGUAUUUUACCAAACAACGUAUUUGAAGUUUCUGGCUCUCACUCCGAUUUUAUUGAAAUCGAACUUUGUAGUUUUCGAAUUUUGCUUGAUUACAUUGAUGAUUACAUCCUCGUCAUUAACGAGUGCAGAAUAAACUACUGUUGAACCAA
Molecule: messenger RNA, 3440 nt
Organism: Orbicella faveolata
Lineage: Eukaryota; Metazoa; Cnidaria; Anthozoa; Scleractinia; Merulinidae
Product: cytochrome P450 3A24-like
Molecular function (GO): steroid hydroxylase activity; iron ion binding; heme binding
Source: RefSeq, a predicted model, not a curated record